Oryza sativa Japonica Group (Japanese rice) is the source of this 1918-nucleotide messenger RNA. The record is from RefSeq and is a predicted model, not a curated record. Lineage: Eukaryota; Viridiplantae; Streptophyta; Magnoliopsida; Poales; Poaceae.
GAAGCUGCUGCUCUUUGUUGGCGUUGCUUGCUGCUGACCAAGCUCUCUUCUUCUCCUCCUCCUCCUUUUCGUCCUGACAUCCUCAUCACCCCCCUUUGCAAUUUGCAUCAUCAUCCUCACCUCCUCUUUGGUUUAAAUACCCUGUCUUAGCAGCAGCCACAGCACAGCUUCCUUCCUGCACUCUCUGCUCUCCUUGGAGCUUUUCUUUCUCAAGAGACAAGAAAGAUUUCAGAAUCUUUGGAUGGGGAUCUGUGCAUCUUCAGAGCAGCUGGAGCAUGUUCAUGAGACAGAUGAGAGCAUUGUGUAUGUGAAGGAUGAGCAAGGAAGGGGGGGUAGGGGGGUGGAGAGUGGGGGGGCUAGGAAGGUGGCCUCCCUCUUCUCCCAGAGGGGCAAGAAAGGCCCCAACCAGGACUCUGUCAUCCUCUGCCAGGGAUUCGGCAUGGAGGACGGCGUGUUCUGCGGCGUGUUCGACGGCCAUGGCCGGUGCGGGCAAUUCAUCAGCAAGCUGGUGCGGGACUACCUCCCGUUCAUGAUCCUGAGCCACCGGAACGCGCUGCUCCUGGCCGACGCCGCCGCCGACGACGACGACGACGCCGCGUUCAGCGACGACGCGGCGGCGUCGUCGUCCGCGGACAGCAGCGGCAACUCGUCGCCGCAGCCGUCGGCGUCGGCGUCGGCGCAGAUGCUGGAGGAGUGGAGGCAGGCGUGCGCCAGCGCGUUCGCCGCCAUGGACGGCGAGCUCAAGCUCCAGCCGAACCUCGACUGCGCGUUCAGCGGCACGACGGCGGUGUGCGCCAUCAAGCAGGGCAGGGACCUCAUCAUCGCCAACCUCGGCGACUCGAGGGCGGUGCUCGCCACCAUGUCGGACACCGGCUACCUCCAGGCGGUGCAGCUGACGGUGGACCACAAGCCGAGCGUGCCGGAGGAGGCGGCGAGGAUCAAGCGGAGCGGGGGGAGGGUGUUCGGGCUGAAGGACGAGCCGGGGGUGAUGCGGGUGUGGCUCCCCGGCGAGAACUCGCCGGGGCUCGCCAUGGCGAGGUCGCUGGGCGACAUGAGGCUGAAGCGGCACGGCGUGAUCCCGGCGCCGGAGGUGACGUCGCGGCGCGUGACGGGCGCCGACCUGUUCAUGGUGCUCGCCACGGACGGGGUGUGGGACGUGCUGAGCAACGAGGAGGUGGUGUCCAUCGUGUGCGCGACGCCGCGGAAGCAGCACGCGUCGAAGGCGGUGGUGGAGGCCGCCGUGCAGCGGUGGCGGGCCAAGUUCCCGACGUCCAGGGUGGACGACUGCUCCGCCGUCUGCCUCUUCCUCCACGACCACACCCUCGGCACGGCCGCCGCCGCCUCCGCCGCAGCCGCCGCGGCCGCCAGAAAGGCGCGCAGGGCCUCCACCGCCACGCCGCCGGCGAGCUGAGGACACAAAGAAGCUCUCGCUCCGGCGAGCUCGAUAUUGUCCGUGUUUUUGCAGUUUUUGUUGAUCUUGAUGUGCUGCAAAUACCUACAACCUCCGUCCCAUAAAAAACCAAAUCCUAGCAAUGGACCUGGAUAUAUGUGUGUCCAGAUUCAUCGCUGGAAUUUGACUCUUUUUUUUUUUGGACAGAGAGAGUAUGAAUUAGUAGAUAAAUAUAGUCUAUUGUAACAUAGUUUAGAGAAGAUGGGAAAAAAAGAGAGGCAAUUGCGAAAAUGCAAAUGUUGCCAAGAAAAGAGAGGGAAAAAAGAAGCUGUUUUUACUUUUGAUGAUCAUAGUGAGGGGGAGAUAUUGUAAUGGCUGAAGAAUGGCAAUCAGCCAAUCUGAUGUUGUUUGUGAGAUACCAAUUGCUUGUUGGCAAUUUGGAACUUUGGAAUGACAUUGUAAAUACCUCGCAUAAAAAAUUGUAAAUACUUGGAUAUGUUCCUUUUAUAUUUCUAGUGUUCUUUACUA